Messenger RNA from Andrographis paniculata, 2331 nucleotides. Its product is annotated as mitogen-activated protein kinase kinase 3. The transcript is spliced from 10 exons. The record is from RefSeq and is a predicted model, not a curated record. Gene Ontology annotation, molecular function: MAP kinase kinase activity; ATP binding. The coding region runs from base 154 to 1707 and encodes 517 amino acids. NCBI's taxonomy places the organism in Eukaryota, Viridiplantae, Streptophyta, Magnoliopsida, Lamiales, Acanthaceae. Gene Ontology annotation, biological process: protein phosphorylation; MAPK cascade.
CGGCUUGGGAGAAGUUGAACCGAAGCCAAUUUUUAGAAGCGGUUUGGGUUCUAGCUGAUUCGGACCGGCCGUUUCGCAGCCGGAUGGACAAGUCUGUUCAUUACUAGAGAGACAGGCUAAUCAAAGGAUAGAAUUUCUUGCAGGUUCACUGGCAUGGCGGGGCUGGAAGAGUUGAAGAAGAAGCUUAUGCCGCUUUUCGAUGCAGAGAAGGGAUUUCCGUCUAGCUCUACAGUUGACCCUACCGAUUCUGACAUGUUACUGGACGGUGGAACAGUGAAUUUGCUGAGCAAAUCGUAUAAUGUGUACAAUAUUAAUGAGCUAGGCCUGCAGAAAUGUACAUCGUCUGCUUUUUCUGUGGAUGAUGGAGAGAAAACGUAUAGGUGUGCUUCUCAUGAGAUGAGGGUUUUUGGGUCUAUCGGGAGUGGGGCGAGUAGUGUUGUUCAGAGAGCUAUUCAUAUCCCAAACCACAGGAUUAUUGCCCUAAAGAAGAUUAAUAUUUUUGAAAAGGAGAAAAGGCAACAACUUCUUACUGAGAUAAGAACAUUGUGUGAGGCACCAUGUCAUGAAGGCCUUGUACAAUUCUUUGGUGCCUUUUACACUCCAGAUUCCGGACAGAUAAGCAUUGCGUUAGAGUACAUGGAUGGCGGGUCUUUGGCAGAUGUUGUUCGUUUGCGUAAAAGCAUACCAGAACAAAUUCUAUCCAUUAUGGUGCAAAAACUGUUGCUUGGACUAAGUUACUUGCACGGAGUUAGACACUUGGUUCAUAGAGACAUCAAACCUGCAAAUUUGCUUGUAAAUCUCAAGGGAGAGCCAAAGAUCACAGAUUUUGGUAUAAGUGCUGGGUUAGAGGAUUCAAUGGCAAUGUGUGCAACUUUUGUUGGAACUGUUACAUACAUGUCUCCAGAGCGCAUUCGCAAUGAAAGUUACUCCUAUCCUGCUGAUAUUUGGAGCCUUGGGCUUGCAUUAUUUGAAUGCGCUACUGGUGAAUUUCCAUACUCCGCUAAUGAAGGGCCUGUUAAUCUUAUGUUGCAGAUUUUAGAUGAUCCAUCCCCAUCAUUAUCAAAUAAGAAUUUUUCUCCAGAGUUUUGUUCGUUUGUCAAUGAUUGCCUACAAAAGGAUCCGGCUGCUAGAGCAACAGCUGAGAAGCUGCUUUCUCAUCCAUUUAUUACAAAGUACGAGGAUGCUGGGGUGACCUUGGAAACUUUUGUGCAAAGUAUAUUUGACCCAACACAGAGGAUGAAGGAACUUGCUGAUAUGCUGACGAUUCACUAUUACCUACUUUUUGAUGGAUCUGAUGAUCUUUGGCACCACAUGAAGACUUUAUAUGAUGAGCAUUCAACUUUCAGUUUUGGAGGGAAAGAAUGUGUCGGGGCAGAUGAUAUAUUCUCAACUCUGUCGAAUAUUAGGAAGACACUGGCUGGAGAAUGGCCCCCAGAGAAGCUAGUGCAUGUCGUGGAGAAUCUCAAGUGUCGUCCUCAUGGUCAAAACGGUAUUGCAAUUCGUGCCUCCGGGUCAUUUAUUGUCGGAAAUCAGUUCUUGAUAUGUGGAGAAGGUGUACAAGUGGAGGGGUUGCCAAAUUUUAGAGAUGUAUCAAUUGACAUAGCUAGCAACCGUAUGGGCACAUUUAAGGAGCAGUUCAUUAUAGAGACGAGGAGCGUCAUCGGAUGCUACUUCAUCACUAAACAGGAGCUCUACAUCGUUCAGUAAAUAUGAAACAAAAGGUAUGUAUAUAAUUCUAUAGGCAGAUUUUUUAUUUUAUUUUUUGAUCAAUCUCUGUUAUGGUGCCGAAAGGCUAAAGCCAUCUAUCUAUCUAUCUAUCUAUCUAUGUGGUUAUUUGGAUUUCUUUCAUACACUUAUUUCAAAUGCUAAUAGUUGAUGAGUCUGAUGAGAUAGAUGAGACAAGAAUUGUGAGCAAACACUUUAGGAUGAAGCUCAAGUGCAAAAACAUGAAUUAUAUAUUUAUUUUUAUUUUCUAUUGAACUCUCUUUAUGUAAUUCUAUCAUCUCAACUAUCAUUUCUGUGUGAAUUUAUUCUUUAUACCAAAUGUCCUAAAUAGAAUUCUAAAUUAAAAUAGUAAUUGCAAGAGGCAGCACAACAUGGAGAUGGAAAAAGGGUGAGCCCAACUCUAGCCUCCACAUUUACCCUCGCAACUCUUAUCACUGUUAUGAUGAUACUGAUUUAUUUAUCAAAACAAAAACUCUAGCAUCAUCACCACCAUAAAUAAAAUUCAUGUAAUGAUUAUGAGUUGUUAAAUAUUGCACUGCAUUGCUCCUUACCUUCAAAAAAAAAAAAAAACACUUACUUCCUAUUUAAUUCCUGGGGAAACAGUUA